Molecule: messenger RNA, 1820 nt
Organism: Glycine soja
Lineage: Eukaryota; Viridiplantae; Streptophyta; Magnoliopsida; Fabales; Fabaceae
Exons: 6
Coding region: 546-1466 (306 amino acids)
Biological process (GO): deoxyribonucleotide catabolic process
Molecular function (GO): 5'-nucleotidase activity
Source: RefSeq, a predicted model, not a curated record
CUUUCAAAAGGAGCCACUCGUGUCUAUAUGAGCCGCCUUGAUCCUGUAUAUAACGUUGGGAGAGAAAUCAAGAUCUGAGAAGUUUCACCUUUCUUCAACCCCUCUUGCUCUAUUAUAAUUUAAUAUCUUCUAGAGAUUCUUCUCGUGCCAACCCAUUUAUUUUUCUCGCAGGUUUCAUGUCAAUUCUGUUUGUGUCCGAGGUUUGCCAAGUUUUGUUUUUUAUUUUCUGAAAUCUCAUUAAUAUAUUGUUCAGACAUUCCCAUUUUGAGAUUUUAUCUGUUAGGAAGAGGUCCUUUUGCUUCUGAAUGAGAGUGUCCAAUGAAAGUUUGGUCCUUGAUGCAUAAUUAAAUUGUUCUAUUGAGUGGUGGCAAGUCAAAAAGGUCUCGGCUUUUUCGUAAGAGAAUAUUGUUUUUUUUAGUAAGAUUAUAUAUGGUGUUGUUGCUAUAUUUAAAUUAAAGAACCUGCAAGGCCCUGUGUGCUUCUUGUUUCAGCAUUGCCAUAAUCUUCUUCUUCUUCUUCUUCUUUUUCUUCUUGUUCUUCUUCUCAUGGCUCUUAUGUUAGGCUAUGAUCCUUGUUCCCAUUUAAGUAGGGCCUUUUCCCAUUUUCCUUCUGUUUCUUCCUCUGAGGCUAACAGAAACGUUGGAUUCACUCUUAAAGCCUGUUUUGAUGCCAAUAGCGGUGAUAAUGCCAAUAGGGUCUUUGUGAAGGAAAAGAAAAAACCCAAUGGUUUUGCAUGUGUUCCUCACCCUCCCUUGUUAGGUGGUUUAGAGAAGGGUAUUGAUGUUGAAGAUAGAUCUUUGGGUGGAAGUCCCACCAAACCCUUUUGUUUCUCUGAUCAACAAUUGCCCCAGAAACUUGUUGUUGCUGUUGAUGUUGAUGAAGUAUUAGGAAACUUUGUGUCAGCUCUGAACAAGUUCAUAGCAGAUCGAUACUCAUCAAAUUGUUCAGUUUCUGAGUAUCACGUGUAUGAGUUCUUCAAGAUAUGGAACUGCUCACGUGACGAAGCAAAUACCCGUGUUCAUGAGUUUUUUGAGACACCAUACUUCAAGUCAGGGAUCCAACCUAUCCCAGGUGCUCAGACAUCCCUGCAGAAGUUAUCAACAUUUUGUAGCCUAUCAGUUGUAACAUCUCGGCAAAAUGUAAUCAAGGAUCAUACACUUGAGUGGAUAGAGAAGCAUUUUUCAGGAUUGUUUCAGGAGAUUCACUUUGGAAACCACUUUGCCCUUGAUGGGAUGUCUAGACCAAAGUCGGAGAUUUGUAGGUCUAUAAAUGCUACGGUUCUCAUUGAUGAUAACCCAAGAUACGCCAUAGAGUGCGCUGAAGCCGGAAUUAGAGUCCUACUUUUUGAUUAUGAAAACUCGUACCCUUGGUCCAAGACCAAUUCAGCUGAUGAGCAUCCCCUGGUGAUCAAAGUUAAGAACUGGGAAGAAGUUGAACAACAAUUGAUGUCAUUGGUAGCUUUGUAGUUACUAAAAUCCUGCAGCAAGGAUUUGUUAAAAGCACUCUUAUUAGAUUAAGUAGUGGAUAGUUUCUUAUGCCUGAAAUAUCUAAUUAAGACACCAUAAAGGUGAAAUUAGGGGAAGUAACUGCAAGAAGUUAUAGUCCUGUUUGGAAAAAUAUAAAAUUACCUGAUUAUAUUUUUUUUCCCAAUAUGAGAAGUAACAAACAGAAGUUUUUCACUGUGAGGGAAAUUAUCACGUAUUCCUAUAUGGAUCAUUAGGAAAGAUUUGUUUACAUACUCGAUGAAUAUUUAAGUGAAAUGCAUGUCAUAGGGUUCUAUCAUCAUCUAACAAAGCAUUCUGGACCAUCAAGUUCUUUAA